Molecule: messenger RNA, 333 nt
Organism: Funneliformis geosporum
Lineage: Eukaryota; Fungi; Glomeromycota; Glomeromycetes; Glomerales; Glomeraceae
Source: the annotation of a GenBank genome assembly
AUGCGUAAAACAAUUAUUAGGAAUGCCAAUAAUGGAAAUAUGAGGGAUUACCUAUCGAAAGGAUCUAAUUCAAUUUUAAAUGAUUCAAACAUUAGCAAAUUGGAUAUUAAUGACAUAUUAAAUUUUCCAGGAAAACUCAAAACAAGUGUAAUUGAAAUUAAAAUCAAUACUUCAAUUGCAUUAAAUCAAGCAACUGAAUCAUCGACAGAAUUUAUUAAUGAGUUAAUGAUAUUUUUGAUUAAUCAACUUACAAGAAGACUUAUAGAAUUAAUAGAAAGUAUUUGGUUGUACAAAUUAUUUCAUUACUAUAAUGCUAGUAAUAAAGAAAAAUAA